GGAAUGUGACAGAGCACUAGGAACAAAGAACAGUGUAUCGCCGAUCACUAGCUGAGCGGUUACACCUUUCCCGCCGUUGGCUAUCACCACCCAAGAUAAACCCACUACAAAAGCUUCGCCAAAUCAUCGGCCGCUUUUCGGGUCGAUCCCGCCCAACCUCUUGAUCGGCCCGUCGGGUGAUAAGAAAAUAGGGUGGCCUCUCAUUGCCCGAGCCGUGGGUCUUCUCUACAGGGAUUCGAUUCCUGUAUGCAUCCAACAAAGAAACCUCUGCGUCGUAGCCUUGCUGACAGGUCACACCUAUCAGUGAGGCCAGCAUUUAAGUCUGGAGCUGAUUCUCCUGUUUUCUGGCGUUGGAAAUAUUCCAUCAGCUCAGUUGUGUCCUCAGUUUAGCAAGGAUGUCCACCGAACCCGUUGACGUCCUCAUCGUUGGCGGUAGUCCCGCCGGCUUAACAGCCGCCCUCACUCUGGCACGUCAACUCCACACGGCCGUCCUCUUCGACAACCAGUCCUACCGCAAUGGCAACUCUCCUUUCAUGCAUAUGAUCCCGACAUGGGACCACAAGGAUCCAGCUUUAUUCCGUGCUCAAGCCCGUCAGGAGAUCGCUGAGAAGAGCGAUGAUGGUCUCUUCAAAUUGACAGAUGCCAAUGGCGGCGUGUGGAAAGGAAGGAAGUUGAUCCUGGCUACCGGAUCAAAGGACAUUUUCCCAGAGAUUCCCGGAUAUGCUGAGGCUUGGGGGAAGCGCAUCUUCCACUGCCUCUUCUGCAAAGGAUACGAGGACCGAACUGCAAAACGGGCCGGUGUCCUUGCCAUUCAGUCCGCUGCGAAUGUGCCCAUGGCUAUGUAUCAGGCGGAGAAUGCUGCCCAGCUGGCUGAGCAGGUCACCAUUUAUACCAAUGGGACUGAGGAUCUGGGGGCACAGUUGACCGCCACCUUAUCUAGUCAGGGCACCAAUGCUGUGUUCAAGGUUGACAACCGUGCAAUCACCGGCUUGGCGCUGAAUGACGAUGACUUCACCGCCGUUCAGGUACAGCUUUCCGAUGGAAGCCAGGUUGAGGAGGCGUUUCUCGUGCACAACCCCAACACGGAGGUCAAGGGCUCGUCGGCUAGUCAGCUUGGACUGGACAUUUCGCCCAGCUUCGUUCCCGGCACUGGUGAUGUAGCUGCUGCCGCGCCCUUUUAUCAGACCAGCAUUCGGGGUGUAUUUGCUGCGGGUGACUGUAUCACUCCGUACAAGGUGGUUGCAGGGGCGAUUUCGAGUGGAUGUAAUGCGGCUGUUGCGGCUUCGGCGCAGUUGCUGGCGGAGAAGCAUGGUCAUCAGCCGCUGUUCUGA
Messenger RNA from Aspergillus sclerotioniger CBS 115572, 1331 nucleotides. RefSeq names its product NAD(P)/FAD-dependent oxidoreductase. Gene Ontology annotation, molecular function: oxidoreductase activity. The record is from RefSeq and is a predicted model, not a curated record. The transcript is spliced from 3 exons. Lineage: Eukaryota; Fungi; Ascomycota; Eurotiomycetes; Eurotiales; Aspergillaceae. Bases 396 to 1331 code for a protein of 311 amino acids.